UAAGAGCAGGAGCUGCGAUUGGUGGAAUGAGACAGCCUCGCUCUGCAGGUCUCUCAGCGUCAGCGUGGACAUUGAGUGAAGAUGGCGACCUGGUGUGUGCGUGCGCUCAGACAGAGCUCUUCUAUCAUAGCGUCCCCUUCACUUGUAAGGGCGACUCCACGCCUCCUUUGCACAGCAGCCCAACAGAAAAGCUCAGGGCCUAGGACCGAAGAAGAGAAUGGGACUCAGAACCCAGAGCCCAGUGCAGCUGAGAAAGCCUUCAUAGAAGAAAAGACACAACUGGAAGAACAGCUGAAAGAUGUUACGGAUAAAUACAAGCGGGCGCUAGCAGACACUGAGAACCUUAGGCAAAGGAGUCAAAAGAUGAUUAAUGAUGCUAAGCUUUAUGGAAUCCAGGGCUUCUGUAAAGAUCUCUUGGAGGUGGCUGACAUCUUGGAGAAGGCAACAGAAAGCGUACCAAAAACUGAAAUAUCUACUGCAAAUCCACACCUGAAAAAUCUUUAUGACGGCCUUGUUAUGACUGAGGUGCAGAUCCAAAAGGUCUUCCAAAAACACGGUCUUGAUAAGCUUAACCCUGAUGGUCAGAAAUUUGACCCUUAUGAGCAUGAGGCUGUCUUUCAUGCACCUGUGGAGGGCAAGGAGGCAGGUACCAUAGCUGUAGUUACUAAAGUAGGCUACAAGCUGCACGGUCGUACUCUACGGCCAGCUCUGGUGGGUGUAGUCAAAGCCCCCUAACUGGUCUUACAAACUAUGAUGGGUUAUUGCCUGGUCAACUGAUCGGUUUCUGUAAGUUAGCUGGUCUUAGGCUCCAGUUUUUUUGUUUUUGUUAAAUGUGCCUCUGAGAGGUGAAAUCCAAUAUAUUGACAACUGAGGGACAAAGCCAGACUAAUCUUUGUGAUUAAUAAUGAUUCAGUAAAAAAAUAGUUAUUGGGUAUAAUAUAAGAGUUGAGUGUGUAUGAGGUAGAAGAUUAACAGAAUCUUGGAUGCAUCAGUAUUCUCUG
This is a messenger RNA of Sinocyclocheilus grahami, 1001 nucleotides long. RefSeq names its product grpE protein homolog 1, mitochondrial-like. Gene Ontology annotation, biological process: protein folding; protein import into mitochondrial matrix. The transcript is spliced from 4 exons. Gene Ontology annotation, molecular function: adenyl-nucleotide exchange factor activity; protein-folding chaperone binding; protein homodimerization activity. The record is from RefSeq and is a predicted model, not a curated record. The coding region runs from base 82 to 735 and encodes 217 amino acids. Gene Ontology annotation, cellular component: PAM complex, Tim23 associated import motor. Lineage: Eukaryota; Metazoa; Chordata; Actinopteri; Cypriniformes; Cyprinidae.